UCUAUUCACAAUAAACUCUGAUUAGAAAAAUGAAUAAAUUGGUGGGAUUACUUUCUUUUCUUUACUAAAAUAUCUUAGCUGUCUAAGCGAACUUUAGUCAAACAUCUUAGAACUGUGCCUUAUUUGGCUGUGGAUUGAGUUUUUAUUUUUAUUUUACUGACUCAAUUUGCUUCCAACUAUGUCUGUUUCUGACGGCGGUUACCAACGGCAUCGAUUAGAAAGGAGAAUGUCAGAGGUCAGAGCACACGCAGUUACCGAUGUGAUUAAGACCUGCAUCAAUCAAAAAAAUAAUGAUCUUCCAUUUUACGUUGCUGAUUUCUCCGACGUAGUCUACAAAUGCCGAUACUGGAAAAGCAAAUUACCGAGAGUGGAGCCCUUUUAUGCAGUGAAAUGCAACUCUGAUCCUCUGCUUCUCCAACUUUUAGUGUCUCUUGGAGUGCGCUUUGACUGCGCCAGCAAAGGUGAAAUUGAAGCUGUAUUGGCAGCAGGCGCAGAUCCAUCAGACAUUAUUUAUGCCCAUCCUUUCAAAUCAAACACGUUUCUCAGAUAUGCCUCUGCUGUUAAUGUCGAUCUGAUGACUUUCGACAGCGAGCACGAGCUCUUCAAAAUUAAAAGGGUCUAUCCACAUGCGAGAUUAAUAUUGCGAAUACAGAUACCUGAUGUCAAAGCGGCUUUUCCACUUAGUGAUAAAUUUGGUUGUGAGCUAAAACAGACAAAGAAAAUGCUUCUCCUGGCAUACAGCUUGAACAUGAAUGUGGUCGGAGUGAGCUUCCAUGUUGGAAGUCUUUGUGAACAACCAUACGCAUAUUCCAAAGCAAUCUCAAUGGCCAAAGAAGUAUUUGAGACAGCAGAAACUAUUGGAUAUCACUUCACAGUGCUGGACAUUGGAGGAGGAUAUCCAGGGUCUUCUGGUUCUCAAGAUAUGUUCGAUAAAAUGGCUUAUUAUAUCAACCAAAGUUUGGAAGACCAUUUUCCAAAAGGAUGUGGUGUCCGAAUCAUAGCAGAACCAGGAUGUUAUGUAGCUUGUUCCGCUUAUAACUUGAUCAUUAAAAUCUUAGGCAAAAAGAUUGUGAGAGAAAAUGAUUCUGCUGAUGACGAUAGCUACAAAUCAAAAACAAAAUAUUUGUACUACAUGAAUGAUGGUGUGUAUGGAUCAUUUGGUUAUGGUUUUGAAAAAUAUGGCUUUAGAAUGAAGCCUUUACUUAGUAAAUCUCAGAUUGCAAGCCGUCCUACCUCUUGCAGCAAACUAUGGGGAGUAUCAUGCUGCAGUUCCGAUUGCAUCAUUGACGACUGUCUCCUUCCUGAGAUGGAAGUUGGAGAAUAUAUUGUAUUUGACAACAUGGGAGCCUACACUCAGUGCCUCACAACAAACUUCAAUGGCUUUCCAACACCAAUCACACAUUACAUCUUCCCACCACAGCUGCAGAACAAUUCUGACUCACUGCCACCUUUUGACGAUUUCUGCCAAGAACUUGGAAGCUCUAAACUCAAAUCAUUCAUCAAGAUUCAACAUUACAUUUGCCACGAUGACUCAAACGACGAUCUCUUCCGAAAGGGAUGAAGAGGCUCAUUUUUCUGAACUAUAUUUUAUUUAACUAUUUUUUCUAGAAUAUUGCAUACCUGGUGGCGUGAACAGUAAUUCUCAAGACAAUAAAAAUAACUGCUCGGUCUGGGCACCGCUUUGCCAUUAGAAAUAUUGGAGUAGUAUGAGGAAAAAAGGGAUUGUCUGUUCAAGUGCUUUUAAGUUUAACUGCUUCAUCGUUUAUUGUAUAAAGUUUUAAUAAAAUCUGGUCGUUAUUUUA
Messenger RNA from Parasteatoda tepidariorum (common house spider), 1802 nucleotides. RefSeq names its product ornithine decarboxylase. The record is from RefSeq and is a predicted model, not a curated record. Lineage: Eukaryota; Metazoa; Arthropoda; Arachnida; Araneae; Theridiidae. Gene Ontology annotation, cellular component: cytoplasm. Gene Ontology annotation, molecular function: ornithine decarboxylase activity.